AGUUCUAGUUCACUUUGUUGAUUGCGGCUGCUGCAGCCAGCUCGUGGCGUGUGGCAACGAAAUCGUGCUGGUCUAUUGACCUUUCCCUUAGCGCCGUGAUUACGGUAGUCGGAGCGUCUCCAGGACGCCCGCUUGCCGUCUACGCUCGCCGCCCGUCGGCCUGUCACAUCAAGCGCGGCACACACUUCCCGACUCGAAAAGCCGCUACAACAUGAGUCACCUCGUUGGAAGAUAAGCACUGUUACCCAGCAGCUGUCGCGCUGCGUAUGUUUGCAAGCGUUGUUCGUACACGCGUCGCACACUUUUGACUGGUUUUCAGUGCCAUAGGGGUAUCACAUGGCACGGCAAUACAGCCCUGCGUAGCAGUCAUGCUUACUCUUUGGCUCCAGUAGUCCAGGCAAGAGAAGCUUCGCACAACACGAACAUGGCUUGGGCUGACGCAGAGCCGUUGGACUUCACCUGCGAGUUCUGCAAGGUAAGCUUCGACAGGGAGAAAGAGUUUCGUGACCACUGUAACUCGCCCGAGCACCGCACGGUGCUUGUGUCCGAUGGCGGCCGCACGUGGAAGCACCGGCCACCGCCACGCGGCUUGCCAGCCGAUGGUCUCUCGAUUUGUCAGAGCCACCAUCUGUUUGGCCAGUGCCGGCUGGGAGGCCAGUGCUGCGCGGCCCAUAGUGAGGACGAACUGGCGGAAUGGCAGGAACGCCUCGAGUACCGUAGGGAGAGGCUCAAGAAGGCUCAGCAGAGGCACCUUGAGGGUUAUCAAGAGUAUGCCAAGGAUCUGCUGGAGCGGUACGCAGAGGCGAAGGACCCGACGGACAUGCAAAGGGUGAUGACGGAGAGCAUGAAGGGCCUGAGGCUAACAUGCAAGCAGCAGCUCAAGCGUACGGUCACCUCCAAGGAGACUGCGCUUGUCUGGGAGUUUGAGCUGCGCACCAUUACGCCGCUUCAGCGCCUGGUCCUGCUACACGACACCUAUCGAGGCCACUUUGAGCUGAGGCGGGUGGAGAAGUCUCCGUUCAAGUUUGUGCUUGCACCGGGCUGCCAGGAGUGGGUGAACAGCCUCCAGACACCCGCCAAUAAGAAUGUGCUCAUCUACUACAUUCAGGUUGGUUUCCAGUCGUCAAUGUACGCCACGUUUGUACAAACGCUGGCCUUUGACUUCGGCGGCUACCCCGUGCUGAUACAGAACUUCAGUGUCGACAUGGUGGCGCCGGACACGCUGAGCACGAUUGAGCGCAGCCGCCGCCUCAUCCUGACGGGUAUGGGACGCUGGAAUGCAGCCGCCAUUGAUCUGGUGCCCUUCACGGAACGCAGAAGUGCCAAGGCACAGAGCCUACUUGAGAUGUAUCCGGCUCCAGACAUGGAUACGUUCCAGCUGACACAGGCCGUCAUUGGCGAAGAGCUGACCCGGGAGAACUACCAGCCCCGGAUGCAUCAGCUCCUCUACGUUGAGGAGAUGGCACGCGCAGACAUCAUUGCCCAGUACAACAUCCGGGUAUUGCUCGACGUCACCGACAAUCUGCUGACGUCGUCGGCCAACGCGACCGAGGCAUACUAUGCCCAGGGUGGUGAGCUGUUCGCCUGCCUGCGCCUCGAUGCACACAUCACCGAGGAUACGGCUGCUGGCCGCCUGGUCCUGCAGAACUGCCAGCUUGUCUGGCUAGCCCCUGUUAGGACGGCCGACACUGAGGAGGGCAGGCCGGCCAAGCCGAGGGUGUAUGAGCUGCCCAUCCAGCUGGCCAAGAAGGACCGUGUCUACAUUCGGCUGACGAGGGAGUGCGUCAACGAGUUCAAGCUGAAACCUGACACCAGCAUCGAUGCAGAGGUUCAGUUCCUGCUCGAUCGGCUGCCGCUGUGCGAGAUGCAUUACGCCGUGGACAAGUUGCCCAUGGCCAGUCUCGUGUUUCCCGACUUCAGCAUCCAGCCUCCACAGUGCCCACCGGAAGAGUCUUUGAGCUGGGACUCGCGGCUCAACGAGCAGCAGCGCCGGGCGGUGGCGGCCAUCACGGCCCCUCGCACGGUUCCCAACGUGCCGCCCAUUCUGGUGGUGGGACCCUUCGGCACUGGCAAGACCUUCACGCUAGCGAAGGCUAUGCUCGAGGUCGUCAGACGGACGCCGGAGACGCGGGUGCUGGUCUGCACCCACUCCAACAGUGCGGCCGACCUGUACGUGUUGGAGCACCUGGAUAAGGAAGUGCAGAACCAUCCAGAACUGUGUCCACUCCGAAUUCUCUACGAGUACCGAAUGCCCAGCCGUGUAGACCGACGCCUCCUUCAGUACUGCCUUGAGGUGCCUCGGGAUCAGCAGUCCAAGCAGGGACCCUGGUUUCGACAGCCCACUGCCGAGGAGAUCGAGGCCCACCGCGUGGUGGUGACGACCCUGUCGUCAUCCCAGAUGCUCCUCGCUAGCAACAUUAAACGAGGUUUCUUCACGCACAUUUUCAUUGAUGAAGCGGCACAGGCGAUGGAGACGGAGUGCAUUCUGCCCCUCGCCCUGGCUGACAAGUACACCCGGAUAGUGCUUGCUGGCGAUUACAUGCAGCUGAACCCGGAGGUGUUCUCAGUGUUCACACGCGAGCGCCGUCUGCACGUGUCCCUGCUGGAACGACUGCACGACGCGUUCCAGCACGCCACCCGAGGCAGCGGGAACUCCCGGCACCCGUGCCAGGUUGUGCUUGAAGACAACUACCGUUCGCACGAGGCGCUGGUGCGUUUCACUUCGGAGAGCUUCUACGGGGGACGGCUGCGCGCCGUCGGAAGCCCUGGUCCACACCAUCUGCUCCAGGCCCUGAGUUUCUUCGUGGCGCGAGGCGAGGACACUCCCCAGAACGGCAGCACCUCUUACGUCAACCACAAGGAGGUGCUCGAGGUGUGUGACGUGGUCAAGCAGCUGGUGGAGCAGUGGCCCAUGACUUGGGGGCCCCGUGACCCGUCAACCGUGGCAGUUGUGACACCUUACUACGACCAGGUGCAGUGCAUUCGUAUGGAGCUACGGAACCACAAGUUGUCCCAGGUUCGAGUUGAGAGCGUUGCAAAUGUUCAAGGCAAAGAGUUCCGUGCCGUGAUUCUGAGCACGGUUCGUACUCGUGCCACCUGCCUGCAGCUGGAGCGGACGACGCCCUUCAAAACUGCGCUCAACUUCGGCUUCCUCUCGGACGCCAAGCUUCUCAAUACGGCCCUGACGAGGGCACAGUCGCUCGUCGUUGUCGUUGGGGACCCCAUCUCACUCUGUUCCAUCGGCGAUUGUCGGACUCUGUGGGAGAAGUUUGUCUUGACUUGUGCUCAGCACGGCAGCCUCUACCACAUGAGCUGGGAGGACAUCAAGUAUCAGCUGGAAGGCUUUGAGCUACAAAAAGAGUAUGGCCUGAACCCCCACGCCAAGUGUUUUUGGCCGAAACAUCCCUUUCUGCACAGAAAUUCAGUGGCUGAUCCACAGCCACCCGCACAGCCGGCAGCAGCACCAGGAUUCAAUGGGCCUCCGGGCUCGACAUAUCCGUUGAGGCACGUGCCGGCAUCCCAACCUAACUACUACUUGCCAGCGAUAGACCGUCGUCUAUUCAACGUGCAGCCUCCCAGAGCGCCAGCCAACUUUCCUCCACCCUUACUGCAGUAUAGCCAAGUCGGGCCCAGCUGGUGGCAGGUCCCGCCAUCAGUGCAACGCUCUCUGAACCAGCAGCAUGUCCCCAGGAUGUAUGGCCUGCAGCAGGUGCAGGCACAACCGCAGAGGCAGCAGCAGUACCAGCAAGGCUGGCAGCCGUACCCCCAGCAUACACCGGAACGUCCGGUGGCCCAAUACCAGCACUUCCCUCCUGCGCCACCUCGGUCGGCUGGUCAGCCACCGCACCACGGGCAGUCGGUAAAUUGGUUGCUGCCAUUUACUUCUCACAGACCGCCAGCGCACGUUCCGCAGCAGCAGCUGCCCCCUGAAGUUCCAUCUAGGCAGCCGCAAACAGAACCAAAGCUGUUUGCCCAGCCAAACGUGCAGCCGAAAGUAGUGCAUAUUCAAGCGAGUGGCUACGGACAGAACCACGUCCAAAUGGAACAGCCACACAAGCAGUUGUACAGACAGCCGCUCGGGUUUAACUCCGACCCGAGUCCCUCCGCAAGUGACGCCAGUCGAGCUCCUGGAGCCCCGGCUGCAGCGAGGGCUGCGGGUGACAGUCUAGAUGCAAGCUUCCGUAACAUGCUGCUUAACAACGACGACGACAACGAUGUUGGUUGGGAGUCUGUUGGAGCGAACAAGCCAGUUACAAAUGGAACUGUAUCCGAAACAAGGUUGCUACGGAAAAAGAAGGCGGUCGCACCCCGUUUCGCUGCACUGCAGCAUUCGGGUCGGUCGACCAGUCAACCUUCCAGCCAGCCGGAAAGGCCGUCGAAGGUGCCUCUGAACGGAGCGGUUGCGGGGGAAAGCUCUGCCAGCACCAGAACUGUUACGCAAGCUCCGCAGCUGUCGCAGCCGGCUUGGCCUGAGGUCCGCAAAUUCAACUCUGGCACCCAAAACGGUGCAGUGCAGGUCAAGCCCAAAGUGUUCAAAAAUUCCACGUGGUCCGGAGGACAGAAUCGUGUGGCACAAUCUCAGGAGCCAAAGCAGAAGGCGAGGCCGACGGUUGCUUACGUCGCUGCCGUGACUGAGCCCGUGACGUGGGAUAAUAGGACUUUCGACGAGGCGCGGCGCUCAACGGAGCGCGCCGCAUCUUCCUCACCUGCAGCCAUUAACAACAUUAAUUUUGGCCUGGAUCUGUACAAAGCCCUCACCAGUGACGAUGAGUCCGUCAAGGAUCGCCCCAAGGACGCUACGAAGCUGACUGAUGCCCUUAGGGUGGGGUUUGCGCAGGCUGGGUAUGCACAGGCCGCUGCCGAGCCGACGACAGCAGCGGAGCAGACGACAGCGGGGUCCAAGUUUGGUCCCAUUGGAAGCAGGCCACCCGACAAGCCGAAGUUGUCGUACAGUGACGCUUUGCGUAACGGCCACACGAAUGGCUUUGUUGCACAGAACGCCAAAAAACAUUGAAAAUGGAGCAGUGCUUGCACGUGUGCCCAAUAAACUGGGGUUGGCGGCUGUGCAGUUUUUGUGCGUCUGCUGGCCAGACGUGGAAGAUAGCAUGCUGGGUUAUUUUUCACGACCAGGAAGUCCUCGCAAUUCUGUGGAACAUCGUAAAUGUGAAUAAUAUUUUAAUUUUUCUCGAGCGGUGUGCAAGAAUACUCCGAUGCGUGCAUUCUUUUUUUUUUUUCUUGAGACACCAGCAGCCCUUGUUUUUAAGUAAAUUUGAGGUGCUGCUGUAUAAACCAGUUUCCUUGGGCAGUGCCACUUUGCACGUGGAUGCUAAAAGCGUCCACGUCAUGUGUUUUAUUUUAAAGUAUUGCGUAGUACAAGUUCCUUCCUCACUCUUCAUGCAGUGGCACUGCUUGAAUGUACUUUCGAUUGUUUUGCGAAAGACUAUUUCACUGGUUCGUUUUUCUCGAUUGUGUGUCCCCGUGUGCCAAGCGUGACCAUUGAUGCGCGCCAGCUCGGGGCACAAAUGUCCAAUCUUCGAAGGAAUUCAUCAUUAGCGGAACAGAGCACCUGGUUGCCAUACUCAUCUGUGGGUGUGUGCAUCGCACCAAUGCGCUCAUGGCCUCGCGAUCACACGCAAAAGAAUCUGGCAGAGAUGGCAGAGCUGGGUGGCUUUAUCUCGUCCAUCCUCGGAAUGCCGACGACUUGCCGUUGCUGAUCUCUCACAGCAUUUCUGUCUUUCUAAUGUUAAAGUUUUAGUGCCGCUUACGGUGUUUUUCCUCUUUUUAGUUCAUCUCGUGCUCUACCUUAGCUGCAGCGCUUCGAGGAAAAAAAGAGUGUCUGCAGUUGUCCGUAAAUUGCAGUUCAUGAGAACUUUUGCAAUGGCCAAUAGUGCUUCGUGAUCUGUGAUAGGCGAGGCGUAAACAGCUCUGCACAUUUGCUUUGCUCUUCUAGAGUUUCGUUUUAAGCCGUCAGCUGUACCAUGAGGUUGGAGGUGCUCGGCUUGAAAUGCGUGCACAUUUUAAAUUCCUACUAUUGUCGUUGCGGCGUAGACAAGCAGACCAUACCGAGCUCGCGUUACUCCAGUUUAUUUCCUGGACUUGAUAAUAAAAAGAGUGUGAUUGAGAUAAUUGCUGGGGAUGCCAGUGCCCUUAUUAAUGUUCACUCUUGCUUGUUUUACCUUAAACGUAUUGUUGAGCGGCAAUUUUUUUUUUGCCUUUGGUUCUCCUCCUUUUAACUUCAAGGUCCAUUCUAGGGGUCAUUGCCCCGAUAGUAGAGCUGACCAUCCCAUCUUGAAUUGCGCGCAUUACACAAGACUACCAACAAUGUCCUCAGCGAAGGUUUAUAGAGCCAUCCAGAAGCAUUUUCUGUGUGUGAUUGUUUUUCUAUUGUGAUUUGUGUGGAACCUCCCGAAGAACAUUGGACGAUAGUCAACAUGGCCUUGUUGAUCCUUUGUCUGUUUCAACGUUCCAAGACGAGUGGUGGCGAUCACCUUGUCUUGGAGCUGCCUAAAUCUCAAAUCUGAUACACCAUUGUGUCCUCUCGCACUGCAUUGUUUGGUGGUACUCUAGAAACAUCUUGUGUUGUGUCAAGCGUAGUGUGACGUGGGGUUUAAGUUACCGGGAUUUUAGCGGUUCGCUCGAAGCUGUUGUUGGAUGUAGAGGUACUGUCGAUGUUUUCGAGACGUCUUUGGAUCGUUUAAUUUGACUACGUCCGGGUUAAUGUGAAAAGCUGGUUUAAUUUUUCGUUACUUGCCGACGCAAGUUGCGUCAUAAUUGGUGGCAAGGUAGAGACGUGUUGUGUGUCCCCACUUAAGAUGUCACCUUUACAACAUCCGUCACUGUAUUCGUCGGAAGGCCUGGCAGUUUGUGUUUUUCUCUUAAAUGACGUGACCCUUUCCCUUCCCUCUAUAUUUUUGAUGCGCACUUGUGAAUGUUAUUUUGAAUCUGAGAUUUGCAUGUGCACAUCGUGUGACCUGCACAUUGGGACACCUAAUUGAGGUUUUUGACAUUGUGUGGCCACCCACACGAGGUGGCCGAGUGUGCUUCUUCUGGAAUUGAUGCCUAGUGGGAACAUUUCGACAUCAUUGUUGAUGACUUGCUUGUGACUGUUGCGAAACGAAUCAUUUCUUUUCCGUCUGCUUGAUCGAGAGAGUACAACUUGCGAGAUUUGGACGUGUCCGUAACCUUCUUGGUGCGCAGAGGUUCAUCCGCAACAAAGUACAAUUUUGUCGCAAAAUGUCUGCAUAUCCAGGAGGGUACUAUUUUUUUAAUCGCUAGUCCAGCUACUUUUGUGAUUCUGCCACUUCUUUAGAAGGAAUUGAACGGUCUUGCUGCUGUUGAUUAUGAACUGAAAUGCAUCAUGCCUUUCAAAGACAUGUCAUUGUUUUCUUUUUUUUUUUUGUCUUGGCCGGCAAAAUUGCAUUUCGCUAGGCUUUGCUGAGUUGAUGACAAGAAGAACAUGCGGUCGUUAACGAUGCUGAUACAGCAACUUCCUCUCUAAGGCUUUUGACGGUCAUAGCGUUUACAUGGUCAUUAAAAAUGCUUGUUUGAUUAGAGUGGAAGUGUAGUGGUUGUGUAAUGUCUGCAUUGCAAGAAAAGGAAAAAGUAGUGGAUUCAAAGCUGCCUUUUGAACUGCUACCAGCCAUUGUGAAACUUGAAUCGCAAAUUAGUUUUUGAUUUUCUCUCAGAAGAGCUCCAAGAUACAAGCACAUUCAAAGCGGGCUAGGUGCAGACUAAAUAUUACCACGUCUUGUGCAAAAUGUAAUAUAAUGGGAGCAGAGGACUCUGAAAACAAAAGGAAUGGCACAUUUCAUAGCCAUGUUUGCAAAAUUAAAAAAAAAAACUGUUUUGUAGUAAUGUCUAAUGUACAAGCCACGUGCUGCAGUGUGACUACAUGGGCAUGCUACGUAUGUACAAGCAAUAGAAUCGUCAUGUUGUUCUGGGCAUUGUCUCCCCUUGUGCCGUGCUAAGGGCCUACUGACAGGGUUGUGAUGCAUGGCUAGUAGAAGAGCAGUUGCAAAACUGUGGUUAAAAUGUGUAUGUAUAUGUACUGCAUAUCUUUGCAGCAAAUCGCUCGACGGCCCAUUUUUUGGUGGAGGGCAUCGGUGAAGUGGAUCAGCAGAUUGACAGGGUAGAGUCUAUCGGUACCUCAGCAGCUAGGGGUCACAUGACCUGAGCAGAAGUCACAUAUGAAGUCAUUAAGAAAGUGGCACGUUGCUAUCAGCCCUGUCUGUGUCAGUAGCGACUCUGGCAAAAUAGUAAGAUCCACGAAGUGGCACGGCAUAGGUAACUGGCCCCACAAUGGCAUGGGCCAACCACUGACCCUGGAAAAGUAGCGAUACUUGUGCAACGGCCAGGCAGAACCUUGCCUUUCGUUCAAAUUGCACGGUGGUGGUGCGACGUCAUAUGUGGCAUUUCUGCCCAUGUCACGUGACUUCAAACUGUUGCAAGUGCAAUUAGACUCUCCCGAUUAAUACAGGCCGAUACGAUUUGUUCAUUUCAUUUCUGCAAGAGUGUGCUGUAAUGGUCUGGUUGUCACAUUAUUAGAACAGAAUCGAACAGCGCUUCCAACAGGACAAAGUGAAAACGAUGGACAUGAUGCUAACUACUGCUGUACGUUGCAAUUUAGCUGAAAUAUGUAGGAAGCAGGUUCUACACAGAUGACAGCACAUGCAAAUUGCUUCGCUUAGCUUGCGUUGCUCUUUAUUAUGCACUUUUCGCUAAUUGGCUGACAGUUUUUCGGUUUUUUUUUAACGAUGACUGAGAAUUGAGCCCUUGAGCAUGAGUUUGCCUCCUUAACUGUGUAAUGCCCAAACAGAGAGUUUCACAUCAACAACAUCUGAAACAUCCUGUUCACAUUACGCUAUCGCGUUCCACUCUUAUUCGAAGUUUACACAUCCUUCAAGCUUUUUUUUUUAGUCUUAUUUGCACAUGAAAAAAACACCAAAAUGCGAGUUGUAACUUUAAUAUUACAAUUGCACACUAAUUGGUUUGCUGAGCUAUCUACAAAUGAAACCUCUCUCCAGCUUGUCAAAAGGGCGACUUCACAGGCUGUACUUGCGUUUCAAAUGUAUAAACCUGAAUUAGUAGGUAUUGCAACAACACAGCACAUAUGAUACAUUGUUACACGGUUGAAUUGUCAUUUAUACAUCACCCUAUAUAAUAUGCUUUCAAACACGCUCCAACUAGGCAAGAACUGGUUGUCCUCAUACAUCACUCUGUUUGGCCAAUCUAACAGGGCCUGCAUGUAAACCAUACUGAGGGCAUGCGACUACUUUUGUUUCUUUAAAGCAGUGUUUGUUAGUCAGCACCAUGUCUGUUCUCGCUUCGUCCUGUAUGAAGCACUGUUCGAUACUGUUCAUGUAAGGAGCAAUAGAGGGAUUGGCGUCAAGUGGUAAGCCGAGGCAGUCUGCCACUAUUCUGCAAGAUAGCGGUGGAUGGGUGACAACAGUGGCAAUGGCGUAAUGGUUGUAGGGUAUGGGAUUGGGUAUGAUUCUGUUCAUUUAAUAAAUCAAAGAGUGGCCGGCCUCAAGUGAAUUUUGCUGUUUUGUCACUCUGCUUGUAGUGGUUCACGGUGACAGUGGUGGCUGUGGUGACUAUAGCUCGAUAGCUGUGAAAGAUUGGACCGAAUGUGAAGCCGAGGCAUUUUUGUGAUACGGAAUCGUUCGCCACGUGGGUGGGCCUUUUGCCGUUGUCGGCGCUAAAUUAAUCUUUUUUUUUAAAGUGCACUGCAGUUCUUUGUGUGCAUUUCUUUUUUUCUCAGUUCUACAUGCGCUGAUGUUCUCUGUAAGAGGUGAUAUUUGAACCAUACUGUCCCCUUUUGCUGCACACAACUCGACGAGUGUUCGGUUCAGUUCU
Molecule: messenger RNA, 9855 nt
Organism: Rhipicephalus sanguineus (brown dog tick)
Lineage: Eukaryota; Metazoa; Arthropoda; Arachnida; Ixodida; Ixodidae
Gene: Helz
Product: probable helicase with zinc finger domain
Exons: 20
Coding region: 425-5014 (1529 amino acids)
Biological process (GO): regulatory ncRNA-mediated post-transcriptional gene silencing
Cellular component (GO): cytosol; P granule
Molecular function (GO): helicase activity
Source: RefSeq, a predicted model, not a curated record